Molecule: messenger RNA, 712 nt
Organism: Hylaeus volcanicus
Lineage: Eukaryota; Metazoa; Arthropoda; Insecta; Hymenoptera; Colletidae
Product: GEL complex subunit OPTI
Exons: 4
Coding region: 142-516 (124 amino acids)
Biological process (GO): mitochondrial respirasome assembly
Source: RefSeq, a predicted model, not a curated record
UUUCCAUAAUUCAAGAGUUGGAAGAAGUAUUGUAGUGAAAGAUUAGAUUGAAGGGAAUAAGGUGUGCAUGUACCGUUUACCUAGGAGAUGCUAAUGAAUUUUAUUGUACAAUUUAUGUUGUUAAGUUGAGGAGGUGUAGAAAUGUCGCGUUCAAAAUCUGAAAAGAUCGGAAACGGUGGUAAAUGUGAAUUAAGCGUUUGGACACGUGCGAUAACAGCGAACUCCGAAUGGCCGGAUAAAGAAGAAUUUCUUGACGUUAUAUAUUGGGCUAGACAAGCAAUUGGAAUUAUAGUUGGUAUAGGAUGGGGUCUCAUACCUUUAAAAGGUUUCAUAGCUCUAUUACUAUUUGUAUUAGUUAAUGCAGGCGUUACAUACUUGUACUUCAGUAACUUUCAACAAAUCGAUGAAGAGGAAUUUGGUGGUGUAUGGGAAUUAACUAAGGAAGGUUUUAUGACCUCGUUUGCUGGCUUUUUGGUAACUUGGAUCAUUAUAUAUACAGGACUGCAUUUUGACUGAUCAUUUUUAUCAUAUACCGAUGGUAACUUGACUGAUAAAAAUAUAAAUGCAUAUAAUAAUUUUCACAGAUCAAGUGCUUUAUACAUACAUGGAAAUUGCAUUAUAAACAUUUUUGUGGAAAACAAUCAUCCUUUAUAUAGCUGAUUUGCUCCUCGAAUUUGUAGCGCAUUUAAUAAACAUGAGAUGUAAUAUUCGA